Paramecium primaurelia is the source of this 1302-nucleotide messenger RNA. The record is from the annotation of a GenBank genome assembly. NCBI's taxonomy places the organism in Eukaryota, Ciliophora, Oligohymenophorea, Peniculida, Parameciidae.
AUGAUUUAAAUGGAUAUCAAUCAUAAAAAGUUGUAUAAAUAUCCUACUUUAUCAGCAAAACAAAGAUUUCUAUUAACAAAAUUAAUCUCUUAAUAAGAUCAAUAAAGUGCUUUAUCCAUAAUAAAAGAUUUGAUUGGUUAAAAUGAAAAAUAGUUGAGAGGUUUAUAUACGGCAAUUUCUUGGUUAGAUAAAAAUUAUAGAGAUAUAUUCUUUUAGAAUACACUUCCAAAGAUGGCUUAAUAUUCUUUAGAUAUAUUAGAGCUUUCUCCAAAAAAACAUUUAUUAGUUUCUGAAGGUCACAUUGAAUUCACAAGAAAAGAAAUUUAUCAAUUUUUAUCAUUAGCUUUUUUUGGAUUAUUAGAAAAGUAAGAUGAUCAAUUUCCAAAUACUUACAAUUUAACAUAUAUUCUAUAAAUGGAAGCAGAAAAAUCUAAAUGUUACCUUUAUUACUUUAUAAUUGCAAAUCCAGAUUUAGAAAAUGAGAUUGUUUAACUUGAAAGGAUAACUUUCAAUAUGAACUAUCAUAUUCAUCAAUUUUUUCCAAAUCCUUAAGCUAAUUUUCUGGAAGAUGUAAAAUUGUGGUCAAAUUGUGAAAAAAGUCUUUAAAUAAUUGAUUUUGUUGAUCAAAAAAUAGAAGAAUAAUAAAAUAGUAUACUUGUAGAUUUUGCAAAUAAAUAUAUAGGAGGAGGUGUUUUAAAAAGUGGAUGUGUUUAAGAAGAAAUUUUAUUUACUAUAAUGCCAGAAAAUAUAAUAGCAGUGUUGUUUUGUAAAGUUUUAGACUACAAUGAAGUUGUGAUAGUGAAAAAUACUAUUAGAUAUUGUGAUUAUGAUGGAUAUGGAAAUACAUUCCACUUUGUUUAUAGAUAACCUAAAAAUUUAAAUCAGAAUAUUCUAGCUAUGGAUGCUUAAAAUUAUAAAAAUAACCCUGUAAAACAAUAUUAAUAAAAUGAAAUUAUACGUGAAUUAAAUAAAGCUUUUAUUGGAUUUUCAUUAUCUUAAUUUUCUAAGGAAGAGGAAUUCUUAUAACCUAUAUCAACUGGGAAAUGGGGAUGUGGAGUAUUUCAAGGAAAUACAUAAUUAAAAACUAUCAUUCAAUUAAUUGCCUUUAGUGCUUCAAGGAAAUAUGAGAAUUAAUAAAGAAGAAUGAUAUUUUCAACAUUUAAAGAUAAAUAAUUAUAAUUUAUUAAGAGAGAUGUAGAUAAUAUAAUUGGAAAAUACAAAACUGUGGGUAAACUAUUCUAAUAAUUAAUGAAAAUUAAUACUAAAUAAGGAGUGUUUGAUUUUCUAUUAGAUAAGAAAUGA